Botrytis fragariae is the source of this 1527-nucleotide messenger RNA. Its product is annotated as putative aminopeptidase y protein. The transcript has 2 exons. The record is from RefSeq and is a predicted model, not a curated record. Gene Ontology annotation, molecular function: aminopeptidase activity; metalloexopeptidase activity. NCBI's taxonomy places the organism in Eukaryota, Fungi, Ascomycota, Leotiomycetes, Helotiales, Sclerotiniaceae. Bases 1 to 1527 code for a protein of 508 amino acids. Gene Ontology annotation, biological process: proteolysis.
AUGCUACGUUCUACUCUAUUUCUUGCAGCUGCAUCUCUAGUUACAGGUGCAGUUAUUCAACAACCCAUUGCAGAACCAAGCUCUCAAUCUCUCAUCAAUGAAAAACACAAACCAUUGAUCAAAUCUACUUCCCUCCAAAACGAUAUAAAGACAAAAAAUCUCCUCAAACGGGCGAAUCAGCUUUACAAAAUUGCAGAGGAAAGUAUCCCUGAGUAUAAUCAUCCGACGAGAGUUAUCGGAUCAAAAGGCCACGAAUCAACUGUUGAUUACAUCUACUCUUCUAUUGCUUCUCUCGGCGACUACUAUGAUAUCUCCAACCAAUCAUUCCCUGCAGUAGUGGGCAACAUCUUCGACUAUCGACUCGUACUUGGCGAUGCCGUUCCAAAGACUGCUACCCCCAUGAGUCUCACACCUCCAACAGCCAACAAAGAUGCGGUUUUCGGCCCACUAGUGUUGGUUAGCAACAAUGGUUGCGAUGCGACCGACUAUCCCGCAGAGGUGGCGGGCUCUAUCGCUUUGAUCCUCCGUGGAACUUGUUCAUUUGGAGACAAAUCUGCGAAUGCCGGUAAAGCAGGUGCCAUUGCCGCAGUUGUUUACAACAAUGCCAAUGGGUCUCUUAGUGGAACACUGGGAGCACCAAAUGCAGAUCAUAUCGCCACUUUCGGUAUAUCAGACGAAGAAGCAGCUCCAUAUGUCGAGAAAUUGAAGAAUGGGGAAUCUAUUGAUGGAUCUGCAUUUGUUGAUGCAUUGGUUGAAGAAAUCACCACCACAAAUAUCAUUGCUCAGACCAAAGGAGGCGACGCAAAUAACUGUGUGAUGUUGGGAGGACAUUCGGACAGUGUUGAGGCAGGACCGGGUAUCAAUGACGAUGGAACUGGUACUAUAUCUCUGCUUGAGGUUGCUACCCAGUUGACCAACUAUAAAGUCAAUAAUUGUGUUAGAUUUGGAUGGUGGGCAGGGGAGGAGGAGGGACUUCUCGGUUCAGAUUACUACGUUUCCCAACUUUCCGAUGAGGAGAAUUUAAAAAUCCGUCUUUUCAUGGAUUACGACAUGAUGGCUUCUCCAAACUAUGCUUACCAGGUGUACAACGCUACUGAUGCCGCCAAUCCUGAUGGAUCCGAAGCAUUGAGAAAUUUGUAUACAAAGUGGUACAAAUCCCAUCAACUCAACUACACAUAUAUUCCAUUUGAUGGUCGAAGCGACUAUGAUGCUUUCAUCAAGAACGGUAUUCCAGGUGGUGGAAUCGCAACUGGUGCUGAAGGUGUCAAGACUGCCGUCGAAGUUGAAAUGUUUGGUGGUAAGGCUGGAGAUUGGUAUGAUCCUUGUUAUCAUCAACUUUGUGAUGAUCUUUCAAACCUUGCUCUUGAUGCUUGGUUAAUCAACACCCAACUCAUCGCUCAUUCGGUUGCUACUUAUGCGGCUUCUUUCGAGGGAUUCCCAAAGAGAACUCUGGAAAGUGUUAGUGCUGCUGCUGCAAAGAAAGUGAAGGAAGAGACCAAAUAUCAUGGUCCUCAGUUGGUCAUGUAA